AUGGGAGGAACAAGACAUCACACGUUGGGGCUGGAAGAGAUCGCUUGGAGACGAGUGGUUGGACUUUGGAACCCGCAGUCUGAACAAGAGUUGGCUGCCUUCUUGCAGAAGGCUACGGCUACUGUUGAAGACUACGGAUUCCUGUGCAAUAUCCAACCUGCUUGGCCAGGCUGCUGGUGCUUGGGCGCGGAUGCCGAGACCGCUGCCCUGGUCGUCCGGCCUCUGAACGCUCUGAAUGCAGAAAGCAAAGUCACCAUGACUCAAAAUACAAACGGGCGAAGCCGCUUUGUGUCCACUCAACCCGCCUAA
Durusdinium trenchii is the source of this 309-nucleotide messenger RNA. The record is from the annotation of a GenBank genome assembly. Lineage: Eukaryota; Dinophyceae; Suessiales; Symbiodiniaceae.